AUGAAAAUAGCGAAGACAGAAUCAAUCCUAUACAAUCAAGAUUAUAGAAACAAAUGUAAUUUCAAAAUACUUUCUGAAUAUAGAAAUAAUGAAUCAAUAUUACAAGAGAUGAUUGUGCUUUUAAAUGACCUUUUACAUAUAGUAAUUUUAAUG
Messenger RNA from Cetraspora pellucida, 153 nucleotides. NCBI's taxonomy places the organism in Eukaryota, Fungi, Glomeromycota, Glomeromycetes, Diversisporales, Gigasporaceae. The record is from the annotation of a GenBank genome assembly.